Messenger RNA from Linepithema humile (Argentine ant), 5383 nucleotides. RefSeq lists its product as uncharacterized. Lineage: Eukaryota; Metazoa; Arthropoda; Insecta; Hymenoptera; Formicidae. Gene Ontology annotation, biological process: circadian rhythm; regulation of DNA-templated transcription. The record is from RefSeq and is a predicted model, not a curated record. Gene Ontology annotation, molecular function: DNA binding; DNA-binding transcription factor activity. Gene Ontology annotation, cellular component: nucleus.
CGUUCUCACACGUGAGGUGCACGUACGGGCGCACACACAUAGAAGGGCAACCCCACCGGCUAGUCAGCCUUCUCGGCAUCGAAGCCAGACGACAUUGGGGCCAAGACAGCGCGCAGCAGUCACCGUCAGAGUUUCGUGCGGUGCGCGCAGUUAGUCGGCAGUUUGGCUUCGUAGCGAGCGGACGUGUGCUCUCCGCUGUCUCUCUCUCUUUCUCUCUCUUAACGCGCAAAGGAGUCUGCAUAGAGAGAUAUAUAUACAUAUAUAUACCACUCUUAUAUACACGCCCGUCGUUGUUACGCUCACGCAGUGCAUCGACGCUUACGCAUCGGAUCGCGUUGUCAUCAUCGCGAGCUCAAGUUCAAGUUCACGUCAGCGGGAGGCAGGAGGUGCCUCCAGUGGCAAUUAAUUAAUCCCUUCGGAGAAGUGUCCGCUUUCAGUACUUUAUCGAGUGUUCGGUGGUAGCAGUCUCGAGGGGUUUUUUUUUCUCCGAGAUUCGUGUUACGGGGACGACUGUUACGUCGCUGUGACGGUCGCGCUCGAAGAGGAAGUUCGACGAACGGAGCACCGCGUGCCCGUUCCCGUUUCGACGUUCAUCGCGAUAGUUCACGGUGCUGGAGGACUGUAACACUUGACUGUUCGCGCAGAAUAUAAUUGGCAGAGGAUCGACCGUCAACGACGAAGUGGAUCGCUGCCCCAUCGUGCGCUCCGAAACGACGGAAUCUUUCAAGAUUGAUGUACUAAGAAGACGAAUUAUGGUGGCAGAGUUUGUCGCCCGCCAGAGUGGAUCGCCCAUCAAUGGUGAGACCGCGUGUCUGAACAGCAACAUGCCGGCCACGCACACAAUGGCGCACAACGGGCACGGUGCUCCGCACAGCGGACCCCACGACGCCCACGGACCGCUCACGGUACCCCUUACCCAUCCCGGUCAUCACGGUGGACCGCCGACCGCGGCGACGAUCCAACAGCAGCAGCAACAGCAUCAGCAGCAUCAAUCGCAGCAGCAACCGCCGCCGCUGCAGCAACCGCAGCACCAUCACCAUCAUCCGGGACAGCAAUCGGCGCAGCAGCAACAGCAGCAGCAGCAGCAGCAGCAGCAGCAACAGCAGCAGCAGCAUCUUCAUCACGACGCCGGGCAGGUGAACACCCACCCCCCGGAGAGCUACUCGCCCAACUUUGACAUUCGCAAGGAGCUGUUCUCGCAACGCAAGCAGCGCGAGUUCAUCCCCGACAACAAGAAGGACGACAGCUACUGGGAUCGCCGUCGGCGCAACAACGAGGCCGCCAAGCGAUCGCGCGAGAAGCGCCGCUUCAACGACAUGGUGCUGGAACAACGCGUGAUGGAACUCAGCAAGGAGAAUCAUAUCUUAAAGGCGCAGCUCGACGCGAUACGCGAGAAGUUCGGGAUUUGCGGCGAAGCCGUUAUCAACACGGAGCACGUGUUGGCGGCAUUGCCGAACGAAUCGACGAUCAACGUGAAGCGCGCCAAGCUACCGGCGACGACGGCCCUUCUGUACGCGCGCACCCCGAGCCCGGUGCACACGUCGGUGAUCCAUCAGCCGGUGAGCGGCGCCCGUUCGCCCCGUUCGCCCGCCGCGCAGCUCUUCGUACCGGACGCGACGGCGUAUCCCGAGAGCGAGAGCUUCCACCAGUAUCCGUACUCGCACCCGGCGAUGCACCACCACUUGGACACUUCGACGAGCGCGUUGAAUCUAUCGUCGCGCGGCCGCCGGGCGCAAUCACCGUACGAGCUGUCGUCCGGCAGCGGCGACGAGGCCGGCGGCCCGCCGAUGGUCAUCGGCUCGCAGAACAACCCGGCCGCGAACAACAGCCUGCCGCACAAGCUCAGGCACAAAUCGCGCAUCGGCGACAAGGACGCCGCGAGCGCGCUCCUGGCAUUGCAGGGCAUCAAGCAGGAGCCCGGACCGCGAGCGUCGCCGCCGUGGGACAACGAGGGCUCGAGCGACGAGCGCGAUUCCGGCAUCUCGCUCGGCGCCGAGUGGUCCGGCUCGACCGGCGUGUCCGCGGUCUCGGAAAAUGAUCGGGAAGUGAAGCUGAAACUCGAUCGUCUCGCGUCCGAAGUCGCGAGCCUGCAGUCAAUACUACGUUUGAAGCCCUCAGGCGCCCCGGUGGCGGACAGCCUCGUGACGGGGCAUGCCGCGGUCAGCGGACCGUGAAGGACGCGGCCCAUCUCGCCGGAUCGCGCGAGUCCUUCCUCCUCUUCCUUCGGCCGAGUGCCUUGGGAUUCUUGCAAACGGAUUGUGGAGGCAUGAUCAAGAUGUCGUGAGGGAAGACCGUCGCGGAGUUCGACGUCGAGCCGGAUGUCGCGCCCGAAGUCGAUCGCAAAGGAUCGAGAGAAUUUUGUAAAGUUUGUUUGUUUGUUUAAUGAAGAUUGCGAGAGACUUUUUCGUUCGCCAGUGCAACGAGAGCAAGUGACUGGCGAUCAAUUAAUAUUCGCAAUUAAAUGUUGGAAUUUUCUGCAAUCUUUUUUUCGAUUUAAAUCCCUGUCACAUCUAAUAUUUUAUUUAAUAAUAAAAGGAAGAAUAUAUAUUUUCUAUUAACGAGAAACUUGAUUCAUGAUUUGUGAUUGCUAAUUACGGCCGAUCUGCUCGUUGCAUAAGCGGUCUCGAACGGACGAUAAUCGGAAGACGCGACGACAGGACGAUGCGUCUCGCUUGCGAAACUUUAAUCCUGCGACCGAUGGUCCGUUGCCUCAUUGGAACGCGAGCGUUCUUCUUCGGUAAAAUUAUAACUUAUUGUGAUAGAAAGUGACGCCAGUUUACGCCGUUUGGGAUUCCCGAGUGUCGACGACUAUCGGUCGGAGGGUUCAAAGAGCCCUUAUCUGAAGUGGAGUUAGGAGUUAAGAGCCGAUGCGAUACCUAUAGUGUUGUAAGUUACGUUGUAAGACUCCCGUAGGUUUAAUCGUUUCUUCUAAUUAUUACCAUUAUCGUUGAUUAGAGCUUUGUCGAUUCGGGCAGUCGUAUCGCGGCGAAUCGUGCCGGACGUUGUUAUUCCACGCGACGCGAAUCACUCGCCGAUUGAUAAUUGAUCGCGCAACCGGCUAUUUCACUACCAUCGGAUAUCCAUAAAUACGAUUCAUUCUCCGCGUAGCGAAGCGGGGAUUCUUCCUCUUUUUCUCUGUUUUUUUUUUUCUUUUUUUCGUCAUCGUCAUCUUUGUUUGCGAUCACGCGUAAAGCGGCGAGCGACGGACGACCUCGCACGGCGGAGCUUCGAGGCGCGGCUUGAUCAUUUAUUCAUCGCCAAAAGGACCGAACUUUCCAUCUUGCACGAUCAAUACCAAAUAUCGAAAGUUUCUGUAAGCAAUCGUUCAUCUUGCUUGAAAUUUCAAAGAUUCGGUUUGCUGGUGUUCAUUCCAAAUUCGCUUUUUAUUUAUUGCUUCUUAUCGCACCUCGAAAGCCGCGCCGGCAACUUCGACGAAGCCUUCCGCCAAGUCCCCGAACUUUUCCUCUUCGUUCCCUCGCGGAUUUCAGUUCGGAAGAGAAAAGAAAAAAAAGAUAAAUAAAUAGCGAGGCUGCGUCUCUUCGACGCUCGCGCCGGAUUUUCACGUCGAGGUCCAAUUCUCUCGCGACUGUCUAUCUCUUUUUUAUACUUUUGCUAUCGAAUCACUACGAUCGACGUACGUAGCGUGUCUGUAUAUAUGUAUAUGUGAAGACGAAAGUGCAUCUGUGUUACAAGCGCCGUGACGGGGAAACGCCGACUCGGGCGUGUGCGUGCCGCGGAAGAAAAAUCCUCUUGGAAGGCGGAAUUUAGCGCGUAUUGAAGUAUUAAGUGAGCCUAUGGGUGUAAUGUAAUAUAUACACAGCAGAUAUAUACUUGCAAGAAAUAUAUAUAUUAUAUAUACACAGAUAUACAUAUAUAUAUAUGCAUAUAUAUAUAUUUUUCAAAUUAAUGUAUUUUUCGAUAUCGUCAUUGAAACGAACUGUAACGCGUGUACAGCGCUCGAGUGUGUGUCGUCGCCGAUUCGAAGGUAGGAUGCGCGUCGUCGGGAAAUCGAAGUCGCGUCACCGGCAAUCAGAACCAAAGUGCGAUUUUUUUCUCCCUUCCUUACCGAGAGCAGGAUGUUCAUCGAUCCGACGAAGCGAGCGGCAGGAAAAAUCGGCGAUGCGGAAAAGGAGUCCGACGGUACCGGGAGUUACGCAGCUUAGCGUCCCGCUGAUCCCGAUCGACCAUCCGUUUUUACCAUAUGUGAUACGUAGAGCGCUAGAGAGAGAGACGCGAAAUCGACGUUAACCUCGAGGGCGAUCGUGAAAAGGGCACCUCUAUUUAUUGCACACUAAUCGCCCGUGUCACGGCGGGGGCGAACGAUGGAAGACGAGGAAGAAGUCGGCGUACGGAGUCCUCCCGCCGCGUCGCGAGACUGUAUUCGGCGUCGCUCGCGGAAACGAUCUCGUCUACAUAUUCCUCUCGCUUUCCCUUGUUUUUAUUAUGUUACUCUCCUCGCAGUAUAAAUGUUCCGAAUUUCGUACGGCGCGGAAUUCCACGAGCGGCGUCGACGGUCGCGCGCGCGCAGGGGGACUCGCCGAUUCUCAACCUCGAAAUCGACAGAACGCACGCGGGGUUGCGGCGUAGCCAGCAAUAAUUCCGAGUCAUCGUCGCCGAGAUGUAGGAAGGACGAGGCUUCGCCGGCGAUACACCGCGUCGCGUGUAAAAUACCGAGAGUGCCUGUAAUGACGGAAUCGUGUGCGUUUCUCGCCGCGGCGGCGAGAAGGAACAAAGAUGCAGUACCGUGCGUGUAAAUACAUACAUUAUUAUCUUCUACUGUUAACUAUCGAGCGCGAUCAUUAUUGCAAAUCAGCGUCGACGACGAUCUCGACACGAUUCCGAAUACGAUUCAAUCACACACACACACACACACAGACACACAACUACCUACACACCGAUUACUCGCGCACUUAUGCCUCGCUCGCCUCGAACGAUCGCACGCGACGAUUGCGAGAGAGCCGCAAACUCUUGUACAUACAAUCGCACGUUUUUGCCAAAAAGCAGUUCACAGAGGACCGCCGGAACCGUCGGCCGGAGAAGGAACGACAUUUUCGCGCCCGAACCUCUCUCCCCCUCCUUCUUUUCUCUUCCUAUUUGUAUCCCGCGAAAUCGUUCACGCGCGCGUUUCGACUACAGUUCCUAUUGCACUAUACUAAACGGUAAAAGCGACUUAGAGGCGAGGACCGAUAAAUCUGUCGUCUGCGUCGUCGUUCACGAUGCGAAGACCGCAAUUCCAGCCGAUCUAAAUAAGCUUUUUGAUUUCUCCUUCCUCCGGCUGUCCGGAGAUGUAAGUAUUUAGACACUAAGGGACAUAUCUACAGCGCGUGUAGUGUACUUGUAUAUGAAAUACCGAUAAAUAAAUAUUUUCAAUGUUUUUGACAAA